This is a messenger RNA of Leptopilina heterotoma, 1665 nucleotides long. RefSeq names its product ARM REPEAT PROTEIN INTERACTING WITH ABF2-like. The transcript is spliced from 2 exons. Lineage: Eukaryota; Metazoa; Arthropoda; Insecta; Hymenoptera; Figitidae. Gene Ontology annotation, cellular component: cytoplasm. Gene Ontology annotation, biological process: proteasome-mediated ubiquitin-dependent protein catabolic process; regulation of proteolysis. The record is from RefSeq and is a predicted model, not a curated record. Gene Ontology annotation, molecular function: ubiquitin protein ligase binding. Bases 131 to 1201 code for a protein of 356 amino acids.
ACUUAAGCCGUGUUUUUAUUAAAAAUGGCUUCGGCUUCAUCCACUUGAUCGCAAGAUUGCCGUUCGUUAAUUUGUAUAUUUUUCUUGUGUUGACUAAUUAAAGCAUCAAAAUCAAAUUAAAAACAGAAAGAUGGAAAAUCCUGCAAUGUCCGUGGAAUUGAUGAAUUCAUCACAGCAAAACUUGAUAAGAGAUUCAAAUGAUUUCAAUGCACGUUAUUUACUGAAGGUCACAAAGAUUAAAUGGAUUAUUCAAAAUUUUAAAGUAACAAAUACAAGAAUAUUUUCACAUGAAUUUAACAUUGAAGGAUAUCCGAAUAAAACAUGUGUUAUUGAACUCAUUAAUUUGAAGAAUUCUUCACAGGAUAGUGAAUUUAGGUUUUUACUUUCUGACUCUUCCGUUAAGCAAACUAGAAGAACUGUACCAAGUUCAAUAACAUCAAGAGUGCAAUUAAAUUGUAUCAAUGUCAUAAAAAUAAAACUUACAAUUGGCCAAAAACCGAAGAAAAAAACAUUCUGUAAAUUGGGUUCCAAUUUGGAAUUGAAUCAUAUUAUUAAAGGAAAUGAAUUAAAGGAGCUCGUCGCAUUAUCUUCAAAUUCGUUACACGUGACUUUGAAAAUUAAACCACAGCAGAAGCAAAAAUCAAAAAUCAUUGGUUCACCAUCAAUGACAAAAACAUUAAAUUUCGAACCAUUUUUCAAUAAUCGCAGUCACAGUGAUGUUAGUUUUCUGAUUAAUGACAAUAAAUUUUAUGCGCAUAAAGUUAUACUUGCCUCAGCAAGUCCGGAAUUUGAGAGAAUGUUCUCACAUAAUAUGCAGGAGAAAAUCAUAAACAGUAUUGAAAUUAAGGACACGAAUUCAAAUCAUUUCAAGGAAUUAUUGCGCCACAUUUACAUGGGACGAGUGGAAAAUUUACAAAACAUUGCCGUUGAUAUCUUCAAAUUGGCUAUUAAAUAUAAUGUCGCUAGUUUGCAACAAGUUUGUGAAAUUCAUCUCGAAAAGAAUUUCUCCAUUAACAAUGCAAUUAGUAUUUUUGAACUUGCCGAUUGUCAUAAUUCAUUGACGCUAAAGGAGAAAUGCAUUGAAUACAUUGAUAAAAAUUUCGAACAAAUCAAAAAUACUGAAGCAUUCAAAUCACUAAAGAGUGAAUUAUUAGUUGAUUUUGUUUGCGCUGUGCGAAAUAAGCGACCACGUAUUUCGUAAUUUUACUUUCCUCCACAAACGAAAGUUUUAUUUCCAAAAAAAAAAAAAAAAUUUUUUUAAUUUUUUAAAAUAAAGGAAAUAUUUAAGUAUUAAAAUUUUAUCGUUAUCGGAAAAAAUGUAUUAUACGUUUGCAUCGUUACAUUGAGAAAAUUGUAUUUGAAAUACAAUUAGGUCUUCUUUUUUUUUACAUUAAAUAUUCGUAUUGUUACAUCGACGCUUUUUGUUUUAUCACAUAAUUAAAGAAGAUUGUUUCACUUCGUGAUAUUUGAUAGUUUAACGUUUGAAAAUAGUAAAACUAUUGUAGAAUUAUAAAGAAAGUUCUAUUUUGUGAUAGGAAAAACACUUUUAGAUAGAAAACAAUUUUUUUACUUCAAGAUAAAAAAAACUUUAUACGUAAAGAAAAAUUGUUAAUGUGUAGGAAAAUGUUUGUAACUUUUCUACAAUUAAAAUAAUUUUUUCUUUAA